GGAAAGCGAGGUAACAGAUUUCUCCGCGCGCUUCGCCGGGCGUGGCUGACUCGUCUGCCGGCGGUGUCGUAGCCGCGGCGCGCUGCGGGGCCGCAGGAUGCUCCGUGAUGGAUGGGGAGUGACAGAUCGGGGUUAGCCGCCGGGGGAGUCCAUUUUCUUGCCGCGCACGGUCCUCCUCGAGAAGAAAGGAGAGGAGAGAUAGUGGAGCGGAGCGGAUGAAGGGGCGACACGCGGGGAGCGGAGCGGCUCAUUUCCACGCCUCCCCCCUUCGCCUCUCUGUCACUCUCUCUCUCUCCCCCUCUCUCCCGUGCAUCACAACCUAGUGGGCUUUACCCGGGCUGCACCGCAUUGCCGCUGCCGCUGCCUCCGCCGACCCAACCCACAGAACUAGCGCACCCACGUCCACACAGCGCAAAGAGCAGGUAGCGGGGCGCUUCGAAGCGCAGCUGGAGACUGGACGCGGGCAGAUUAUGUGCGCCGAUAUGCAACAAUUCUCCCCCCACCUCUCCCUCCCCGCUCCCUCGCCUCUGGCUCCAGACUCGCACUCGCCGUCCUGCGCGGUGAUGUCAAGACUUUGGAAGCGGCAGUGACUCGUGCGGGAGGAGAUCGCUGCGGCUGCGGCACGAAUAGCGCACGCCGGGAUACAACUUCCAAGUUCGCACAGCGCGCGGCCACGGAUGGAGCUGCGGUGCAGACUUACAGCCGCGACGUCGCCGCGCGGGUCUCAGUGCGGGCGCUGACUGAAUGGAAGAGUCUCCGCGCUGCCACCGGGGCACGAGGAGGCACUUGUGAGAAUUCAAACUGCGCUAACUAAUUCGUGGACCAUGCAGAUUCUGCCGCCUAGGACGCUAUUUGUGUUACUGGCCCAUGCGCAUGUGUUACUGAGUGUGAGAAACAAUAGAGAACUACCAACUCAAGAGGAGGCCAGCACCGGCGCGUCCUCCGCCAGGACUUUCCAUGCGUCGUUCGGGGAGAGCCACCAAAGCAAAGCGCGCACCCGUGCGCUCUCGUGGGGUCGCGCCACAGGUGCGUCUCCGGCGGAGGCGCAGCCGCAGCCGCAGCGGGCGCUUCUCAGAGCGACCCUGAACUCCACUCACCCCUGGAAGAGAGUGGCCGCGGGAGAAGCGAGGCGACCCGGACACGGCAGGCACGACUGGAACGGGAGCGUGACCCCCGCGGAGGAGCCGCCGCGCCGCCACAAUAAGAGGAUAAAGUUGAAUGGCGGUCUCAGUAGCACGGGGACGCCGGCAGGUGGACGCCACAAUGCGCUUAAGCUGCCGUCAAUGGGCCGGGGGGACGAGGGGGGGGGGCCCGACGAGGGCGACCGGCACAAGAGAGGCACAAAGGACGAGCAGAGGAAAGCGUGGAAGAGGGGGAGAACCCGCCCGAACAAAAGCUCCGUCCUCCUGGCCCAGGCGCACUCGUCGCCGUGGGAACCCCUCCCCAAGCCGGUGGCCCUCACCUCCACCGACCUCCCCUUCGACCUCUUCACCCGCAGGAGCGAGCUCUUCACCUUCCGGGAGGAGAACCCCUGGGACGCCACGCCGAUCACGCCUCCCAGCUCGCAGGACUUCGGCGACGAGAUCAAGAACCCGUUCUACCCGGUGACCAGCGAGACGUACGGCGCCUACGCCAUCACGUGCGUCUCCGGGGUGAUCUUCCUCGCGGGCCUCGCGGGGAACAUCGCCAUCCUCUGCAUCGUGUGCCAGAACUACUACAUGAAGAGCAUCUCCAACUCGCUGCUGGCCAACCUGGCGGUGUGGGAUUUUGUGCUCAUCUUCUUCUGCCUCCCCAUGGUGGUUUUCCAUGAGCUCACCAAGUCCUGGCUGCUGGGGGAGUUCACCUGCAAAGUAGUGCCCUAUGUGGAGGUGGCGUCUCUGGGUGUCACCACCUUCACCCUGUGCGCCCUGUGCAUCGACCGCUUCCGCGCCGCCACCAACGUCCAGAUGUACUACGAGAUGAUCGAGAACUGCACCUCCACCACCGCUAAGCUGGCCGUGAUCUGGAUCGGCGCCCUGCUCCUGGCCCUGCCGGAGCUCCUCAUCCGGCAGCUGGUGAGGGAGGACGCGGCCAUGCUGGACGAGCCGCCCGUGGAGCGCUGCAUCAUCAGGAUCUCCACCUCGCUGCCCGACAUGCUCUACGUGCUGGGCCUGACCUACGAGGGCGCCAGGCUGUGGUGGUGCUUCGGCUGCUACUUCUGCCUGCCCACGCUCUUCACCAUCGGCUGCUCGCUGGUGACGGCGCGCAAGAUCCGGCACGCGGAGCAGGCCAGCGUGCGCAGCAACAAGAAGCAGAUCCGGCUGGAGAGCCAGAUGAACUGCACCGUGGUGGCGCUGGCCAUCGUGUACGGCGCGUGCGUGGUGCCCGAGAACAUCUGCAACAUAGUGUCGGCCUACAUGGCGGCGGGGGUUCCCGAGCACACCAUGGCCGUGCUCCACCUCCUGUCGCAGCUGCUGCUCUUCUGCCGGGCCGCCGUGACGCCGGCGCUGCUGCUCCUGCUGUGCCGGCCCCUGGGCCGGGCCUUCCUGGACUGCUGCUGCUGCUGCUGCUGCUGCAACCGCGCGCCCUCCUCGGCCACGGCCAGCGACGAUAACGAACACGAGUGCACCACGGAGCUGGAGCUGUCGCCGUUCAGCACCAUCCGCAGGGAGCUGAGCAACUACACGCCGGCCGGCUCCAACUGCUAAGCUAGCCCGCUCGCUAGCGUUUGUCCGACCCGGCUAGAGAAGCCUGCCUUAUCUAGCCCGUCCAACGGUUGAAAUGAGUGCACGAACCGCGUUGGAUACUGAAUAAUCACGUUCAAGUCAGCUUUCAUUUUUAUAAAACUGUACAUUCACACUAACUCCUCUUUUCCAUGAAAGCUAAUGAAGGCAGACUCUGGUCGUGCCCUGUGGUGCUCUCAAAACAGGGUCGACACAUAUUUUUAGCAUUCCUGUCUGAAACCUUUAAAGCCUACGAACCUCCCUCCAUGUAGAUGUUAAUUUAUUUAAGCUAAAGCUACAAUAUGUGACCUUUACUUUAAGUGUAAGUAAGUGUUAUUUUUGCCCAAAUCAAGUUUAUGUUAAAAAAAAGUCUAGCAGCGAUGAGGAUCAUGAGCAAGUCUCCACCUCAACCAAUCAAUUACCUGAACAUCAUGUGCCCCUGAUGCCUUGAUUGCUAAAAUUUGCAUAUUGUAGCUUUGACUUUGUCACGGUAAUAACAAAACAAAAGCGUUAGCCUCAUGCUAUUAGUAACAGCUAAAGCUAAUAUAUUGUUUCUGUACAAUGUACAUGUAAAUUGUUGUACAGAAUAUGAUGCAACAACCUCAAAACAUUUUAUGUUUGGCCAUCACAAAUAAUAUUUAUGUAUUCAGAAAUAAUCUGUAAUAUUAGAACCUGUGAAAGCCAACGAACGUCCCGUGCGCCCAGCAACAUUUCAGCUAAUGAAUCACAGAGCAUCCUUGUACGAUAAUACAAAGACAGCAUCCUUUCGGCUCACACUGCCUCAAGGAGUGCUAGGUUCACAGACUACAUCUGCUGUAAAUGUACAGGUCACAUACUGUAAGAGUGCACACACGGGAACAAGGCUUCUGACUGGUAAUUAAAGCAGUGCAGGGCGUUACUUUGCAGUAACGGCCAAAGAAAACUAAGAUGUCGCGCGAGGGAAUCCAGGCGAACACGCGAACACUUUCACUGUAUAUUAAGAAAUCUCGAGGGGAUUCCGACACAACUGGGCUGGUCUCAGACAACAAACAUGGACAUGAGUGGAAUUAAAUGCCUUGGAGCCGAUUGCUGAAAUCACAUUAGAUUUGAACGGAGUGGAUGGAAUCAUGUGAAACACUAGAUUAAAGUGAAUGGUGUUAAUAUCAACGGAAUGAAAACCAGUGAAGCAUAAGACGGUGGCAUGGGACUAAAUGGGAUGGACUAUGAAUGGAUAUCUGCACUACACAGUGGGAUCGUGUUCCGCCUUACACUUUGGGCUGUACAUAUAUGUACUGUACACUUCCCUCGGUGCUCUCAUGAUGAAUGCGCUGUAAACAACAAAUCCAUCGGUUCGACCAAGAAUCGCAAGUAACGGAGCUGCGUGCUGUGUUUCAGGUCAAGAAGACAGAUGACAUAUCUGGGACUCAAUUAUCAAGUAAGAGGCGGUAGAAAUCAAUGUGGGGCUUCACUGAGGCUGGAGUACAACUACUGCCUUUAUUUCUAGCGCCUGCUAAACUACUGUACAGUGUGGUAGCAUUUUAAUUUAAAGGACAGAUGCGCAACAUAUGCAAUAACUAGCUAUGAUCUACUCCAUUGGUACAGAAAUAUAAUUACAAGCUGUUACUUUUAUUGUGUCACAUUAACAAAAAAACUAUCCAUAAUAAUAAGUUAAUAUAUAAAAUCACAUUACACAUACAGUAAUAGGGAUCAAUAAAAACUGUAAUUAUAGCUGGAUUAUAUUUUUGUACCAACAUUCACCACAGAUUUCAUGUAACGGUAUUGAUUAAUAAAUGCUAAAAUAAAGUGCUACCAUCACUGUGUCAAGCAAAUCAUACGUUAGAGCAGAACCUCUGUUUUUUUUAGCCCUGACCAUCGAGUCUCCACUUUCAGCUCAGCCACUGCAAUAAAACACCAGUGGGUUCGUGGAGUUUUGGAACUCAGCAUCUAGGAGGUUGUUUUCUAUGUUUCCCAAAACCAAAUAUUCCCGAUUAAACGGUGCGCCUUCGCCUGACGAUUCUUGACCUUUUACCCUCUGCAGUUUUAUUACUUGAGUUUUUAAAGGCAACCAUUGAAAUGUUUUUCACGGUGUCAACAUUUACAAGUGUAUUGUCAUGUAAAUCUGUUUUCUUAAUCCCUCUAAUCAGACCUGGGUCCGAGCGUGGUUCAAACCACACUUCAGCUCACACACAAAGUGUGGACAGCUACUUACUGGUGGUGAAUUCUGUGAUGACCCAGGUGUGAUGUUUGUUGGUAUACUGUAUAUUACAAUGACUCUUUUGAUGAUAUGAUGAUCCUGCACUGCCAAACACCUUCUCCCCGUCUCUCGUGCUCGUGUGGUAGUAGCACACUAUCUCUGGGUGUCUAUUUCAGCAUGGCGGUCAGUUUGCCUGCAGCUCCAUCAAUGAACGGGGACAAAUGCCCACCGCUCCCCCCGCGGGGUGUGCCAGCACCCAGGGCCAGUCGUAACCAAGCUAUAUAUGGCCUGUAUAGGCAGAAACUUUGGAUAAAUGGUGCUUUUUCCUUUUACAGCUGGAGGCGGCCACACCACAGGCUCUAAUGAACUCCACUUUAUGAGCUCCAAGAGAUCUAGGUGGACGUAACCUCUGGUUGCUGCUGCCUGCCAUUAUUCAAGUUAAUAGAGCAAAAUGGCCAAGAACAAUGCAGCUCCACAAUGCAAUGCCCCGCAACCAGUCUGACAACUCUUUUUAUUACACUGUCGGAGCAUUUACUGUACCAGGGAUCUCAGCCUGCGUUCACAGGCCCCUUUUCUCGCCUGUCUUUUGAUGGUACUCAUGUGCAAACUGACCUGUAAUCCCUACUUUCUCUGCAUAUUUCUGGGAGCAUAGCUCAUUCUAAAUGGCUCAGUGUGUAGUACCGUGGUUCGACAUAUUGAUGAAGUGAUAACUCGUGCUCUCGUUUAUUCUGAACUUUGUGACUAUUCUCUUCACUCUGAGCAAAACAUGUCUGUAUUUGAUACCUGAAACUGUAAGCACAGCGCCACUGUUGUCUCCAAGUCUAGUCACUAGUUUCUAAAUAGCUUUUUAUAUAGCCAAAAACCUGUCCCUUUGUUUAUCAAAGAAAUUUAUCUUGACAACUGUGUAUUAAAACCCUAAAUGUCCCAUUA
Molecule: messenger RNA, 5805 nt
Organism: Betta splendens (Siamese fighting fish)
Lineage: Eukaryota; Metazoa; Chordata; Actinopteri; Anabantiformes; Osphronemidae
Gene: gpr37b
Product: G protein-coupled receptor 37b
Exons: 2
Coding region: 825-2687 (620 amino acids)
Biological process (GO): positive regulation of MAPK cascade; adenylate cyclase-inhibiting G protein-coupled receptor signaling pathway
Cellular component (GO): signaling receptor complex; plasma membrane
Molecular function (GO): G protein-coupled peptide receptor activity; prosaposin receptor activity
Source: RefSeq, a predicted model, not a curated record